AUGUCCGGCCUACUCACGCUUGGACGCGCAGCCGCGCCGAUCGCGUCGGGAUCGCGCGCGUUCUCCGUCUCCGCCGUCGCGUGCAAGGUCAAGGGCGAGAAGGCCAAGAAGGCCGUCACCGGUCUCCGUAAGAAGCAGGGGACAUCAUUCGGCGCCAAGGGCAAGGGUGCUGCUCGUAGUCCGUCAGCACUCAUCAAGGCCGGCGGACUGAACCUCCGCACCACGCUUGGCAAGGACGCGCCGGACCUCACCGACCUUAUGCAGCUAUACCCCGAGGCUUUGGUUCCGAUGAACGCCGGCGCGCCAGCGACGUUUCCCCGCGCAACAUACGAACACUUCAAGACGUUUGGGCUGGACAAGCGCAUCGCUACCGAGUUUGCUAAUGGCGGCUUGCCCGCCUCGGUGAUUCGGCAGGCCACCCUCGACCUCACCGGCACCCUCAAUGCCGCCAAGGGGAAUAGCUCAAAGGACGCGCGCAUCCUCCUCACCGGCCCGCGCGGUUCUGGAAAAAGCAUGCUUAUGCUCCAGGCGGCUGCGUAUGCUCUCGAGGCUGGCUGGAUUGUGCUCUAUGUCCCUCAGGCCAGCAAGUGGCUCGACUCGAGCUCCCAGUAUGAGUACAACGAGGCGGACAAGAUGUUCCACCAGACCGAGACUAGCCAGCAGCUCCUCACCAAGCUCGCUGCCGUGAACAAGGCCCAGCUGGCAAAGGUCACCCUUUCCGAGGCGGUCAAGGUUGGAUCCGAGACAUUUGCCGCUGGCUCAAAGCUCGCGGACAUUGUUGCCCUCGGCGCAAAGGAGGAACGCCUAGCCGUCCCCGCUCUCGCUGCGACUGUCGACGUGCUGUCCAAACAGACGGCUGUGCCAGUCCUCCUGGCGGUCGACGAGAUGCACGCCCUCUUCCGCACCUCUCAGUUCCGCGCGCCCGACUACACACGGCUCGAGCCGUACAACCUCUCGGUGUCGUCGCUCGUCCUCGACCUCCUUACCGGCCGCAAGGCGUUUGGUGCCGGUGCCGUCAUUGGCGCGCUGUCGUACUCCAACACCGAGUGGCCAGUGUCCGACACGCUUCUCUACGGCGUCGGCCAGCCGACAGUCCACCCCGUCCACGCUUACACCACGCAUGACGAGGUGCACCUCGCCAACGCAAAGUCGGGGAUCAAGACAGUCGAGGUGCCGCUUGGCAUGACGGGCAAGGAGGCCGCUGCAAUGUUCGAGGUGUGGACCCGGAAGGGGUGGGCGACAAAUUCCGCUGAUGACGUGUUCCUCGGCGCCCUCAACGCCGCAUCAGGCAACCCUCGGGAGAUGGCGCGCGGAUGGCUGCAAUCUCACCAGGCCCAUGUCUAG
Molecule: messenger RNA, 1344 nt
Organism: Cutaneotrichosporon cavernicola
Lineage: Eukaryota; Fungi; Basidiomycota; Tremellomycetes; Trichosporonales; Trichosporonaceae
Exons: 3
Coding region: 1-1344 (447 amino acids)
Cellular component (GO): mitochondrial small ribosomal subunit
Molecular function (GO): structural constituent of ribosome
Source: RefSeq, a predicted model, not a curated record